Blepharisma stoltei is the source of this 2394-nucleotide messenger RNA. NCBI's taxonomy places the organism in Eukaryota, Ciliophora, Heterotrichea, Heterotrichida, Blepharismidae. The record is from the annotation of a GenBank genome assembly.
AUGGAAGACUUCCAAAGCCCUUUCAAACUCCCCACUGACGAAGAAGUUUUCAUCACAAGGGAAGCAGAACGCUUGCAAAAGCAAGAAGCCAAAGAAAAAGCUAAAAAUAUGACAAUCUGGGAAAAGCAAACUGCAUCUACCAAAACUCAACUGAAAAGACCUAAAGAUGCUGACUUCAACAUAAAGCCAAUCGAAGAAGGCCCAGUUCCUCAGUACAUGCGAAAUAAAGAAAAAAAUCUCAUAACUGCUGCAUUAGAAAUUGUAAACCAGCGAGGGAAAAUGCCCCAAAACCAAAAGACUGAAAAUACACGAGACUAUGUUGAGCAAAAGAAGGAAAUUUUCAGAGUAGAAAUGAAGUAUCGAAUACUAAAAGAAGAAAGAGAAAAAAUCAAAAAAAGGAUUUCUAAUAAAGAACAAGCUUUAAAAAGAAGUGAAGAGCUGCUAGAUCAAGACCAAAAAAAGUUCACAGACCAUAUGGAAAAGAAUAAACUCUUAAAAGAAGAAGCCAUUGCACAGGCUAAUGCAGAAGCACUGGCAAAAAAAGAAAAAGAUGGAGAAAUCAAGCAGCUUGAACAGAGAAAAGCUGGAAUUUCAGCUGAAAUUAGUAGAAAUGAAGAGUAUUUAGAGGUUUUGAAGAAGCAUAAAGAGUUUGUAGAGCAGCUGACACCUCCAGAGUGGCUUGAAGCAAGGCAGAAAAUACUAACUCCCCCCCUCCGUGAGUGAACAAAACCAUUAGAAAAAUCGCUAUUUUUUUGCCCAAAAACCCACCCUCCGUGAGUGAACAAAAAUUUUUUUAAUACAAAAAUUUUUUAUGGAAAAAAAAUUUGAUAUAUAAAUGAUAAUUAGUACAAUGAAAUCUAGAGCUAAUUCUGUUUUAAUUUUAAACGAAUUGCUUUUUAAAACAUAAAUUUUGCAAAUUGAAUUAAUAUUUGUUUUCCAAUUUUUGCGAAUUAGGAUUUUUUUAAAUUUCGAAAAAAAAAAAUUUUUUAUAAAAUUUAUAUAUAAAUUUUUUUAAAAAAAAAAAAAUUAACCCCCCUCCGUGAGUGAACAAAAUUUUUUUGUUCACUCACGGAGGGGGGGGAGUAGGGAAAAAUAUGAAGUCGUCAAAAAGAACUGAAUUUUAAAACAAAACGCAGACGAUUUGGAAUCUUUAGCUGACGGAGAAGUAGAAAGCCAACAAAGUCAAGGCUCAUUUAGAAAGAAAACUAAUAAAAGACAAGCAGCUUUAGAAGCUAAGUUUGACGAAAUGGUAUCAAAAGGCUUGAUUGAUGUAUUCACUGAAGAAGACGAACAAAUGUAUUUUACGAACCCAGACGAACUGACUGCUAUUCUUAAAGAAUUAGAAGACAAAAAUCUCUUUUUAAUUGAGUUAAUUCAAGUUAUGGAUCACCAAUUAGAAGUAACCAAGUCUGAAUAUGAUGACCUGAAAAAGAAAAAUGACGACAAGUUUGACGACUCCAAGCGAAAUAAAGAGCACUUUGGGUUACAGCUUAAAACAAUGGAAACCAAAAUUUCGCAAAUAAAUAAACGAAAAUCUAAUAUUGAAAAUAAAAAAGAAACCACACGCGCAGUCCAGAUCCUGAAAAAUGAAAUUUCAAAGUGCUUUACUUCUUUAGGGCACGAUGAGGACUCUGCAAGACUUCCUAUUGAGAUGCUGAAAAUAAUAGAAGAGUCUAUUCAUGGCCUGUUAAGAAAACUAAGCUUUUUGAGGUCGAUUGAUCCUAAACAUGUAGAAGACUUAGAAGGCCAAAAAGAAAAAAUAAGAAGAGACUAUGGCAGAGACCUAAAAGCAGAGCUAGAAGAAAAGAAGAUCCAAGAGCGCAUCACUUUGGCCCAAAAAAGAGUAGAAGGCCCAAGCUUUAGAAAGUAAUUUUUACUUACUCCCCCCCCCCCCUCCGUGAGCGAACAAAAAAAUUUUGUUCGCUCACGGAGGGGGGUUAAUUUUUUUUUUUAAAAAAAAUUUAUAUAUAAAUUUUAUAAAAAAUAUUUUUUUCGAAAUUUAAAAAAAUCCUAAUUUUGCAAAAAUUGGGAAGCAAAUAUUAAUUUAAUUUGCAAAAUUUAUGUUUUAAAACGCAAUUUGUUUAAAAUUAAACAGAAUUAGCUCUAGAUUUCAUUAUACUAAUUAUCACUUAUAUAUCAAAAUUUUUUUCCAUUAAAAUUUUUUCUAUUAAAAAAAUUUUUGUUCACUCACGGAGGGUGGGUUUUUGGUCAAAAAAUGGCGAUUUUUCUAAUGGUUUUGUUCGCUCACGGAGGGGGGGGGGGGGAGUUAGAAUUGGGAGACCUCCUAUGAAUAAAGUCCUAUUUCAGAAGAAAAGAGUGGAAAAAGAAGUUAAACAUGUCCAGAAAUCUGAAGAAGAGCUUAUUAGAGAUUUCAUUGAAGAAACAACUUCAUAA